This is a messenger RNA of Diatraea saccharalis (sugarcane borer), 2706 nucleotides long. Lineage: Eukaryota; Metazoa; Arthropoda; Insecta; Lepidoptera; Crambidae. The record is from the annotation of a GenBank genome assembly.
AUGAGGCCCAGAAUCACACGAUACCCAGUCGAUAGAUAUUUGGUUGAAAACAACAAAAAAAUUGAAAUGGUUAAUAUCAUAGAUGAUGAGAUUUGGAAUUCGGAACCAGCUUUGAGACCUGAAGAUGAAAUAAUUUUGAAAAAACUUCACGACAUGCUGCAGUCUACCGCAGAUGAUCUUAAGCUGCUGUCCGGAGAACUCUCGAAAACUAAAGAACCAGGCUUGCAAAUCAAAUCGCAACCGGCGCCGCUAGAUGAGGAAUUUAAUGAAAAAGUUCAUAUUGAAGAAAUUGUAAAUGCAAAGUUUCAUGGUCAUAAAAUUAUUGAAAAACCAUCGUCAUUCUCAACUGAGUUGAAACCCAACAAAAAUUUAACUCAAAUGUCUAAGACUGUUAAUACAAGGACAGAAACUAAUUCAAUACCAACGUCGAAAAAACCUACUCUUGAUAAAUGCCUAAAAAUUACUAAACUAAAAGCUGUUCAAAUUAACGAAAAUAAUAUAAUGGUUUCUGAUGAAAAGAAAUUAGGCAAUGGCAAACCUAAAAAAAGCUCACCUACAGUGUUAUAUGAUGAAGUAAUUCAUAACCACAUGGAACAAAAGAAAGAACAGAAACAACAGUUACAAAUACAAAAUAUGCCCAGUAUAAGUAUAAGAAGCGAAUUGAAGGAGCAGAGAGUGCUUAAUUUGAAUAUUUCACCAGAGUUUAUAGAAAAUAAUGAAACAAAAACGAAUAAUGCUAAAAACAUUGGUGUUAUCGAGGUAUUUUAUGAAUCCAAGCAAGAACCAUAUGCAAUAAUAUCAAAGAAAACUUCCGAUAUAAACCAUACAAAGUGCCAAACGCAAGUUUACUUUGACUCAAAUAAAAAACCUAAUCGAAAAAUAUAUAAAAUGUCCACAUAUGACAGUAGCGAAUCUACUAACAAUCUUAGUUCCGAUGUCCAACAAAAAUUUCAUAGUAAAAGACAAUUCAAACUUUCAGCAAAAGCUUCGUCUAGACAUAACGGGAGACCAGACACUAAAAACAAAAAGAAUAUCCCCAAAACGAUAGAAAAGCGGACACAUUUCAAUAUAGAUGAAUGGAAAAAGAAAUUGAAUUCAAUUUAUGGACAGCCCUCAAGUUCUCGUGGUAGAGAUACGUCAAAGUCGAGAAAAAAUUCACCGAAGAAGUCUAAUGUUUCUAAAUGUAAUCUUUACUCUAACAUGUUAAACAACGGAGAAUACAUUCCAUAUACAAAGUUAACGUUGGGAGGAGUUAGAGUGAGUGACAUAGAACGUGAAAUAUGCGAUAUCCCAAACAAAAACGAUUUACCCUUGAGUCCAAUAUUAGACAAAAUACUAAGCAGCAGAGAAAAUUCUUUUUAUAAAGAUAGUCCAGUAAAACGGAAAAACAAAGAUACUUCAAAAAUUCUUAGUACUUCCGAUGAAAAUUUGUUACAUGAAGUCAUUGAUAUUGAAAAAACCAUUAGCGAAACUUUAUCUAAAGAAUUCAAAGAGCCCUCUAAUAACCUUUUAUCAAAUAUAGGCGCCAGUAACGACAGCUACGCAGAUGACUUUGAAGAUGAAAAAUCUGAAUCGAUCACGUCUUCAAAAGAUAUACAUGACUUGGGUAGCGAUAAAUCAGAUGAUUUUAAAGAAUCAAAUCAGAGGGACAAUACCAAUGAAAUCAACAAACAAGAAUUACCCUCUUUUAGUAAUCAAGAAGAAAAUUUACAAAACACGACAUACACAAAAGUUUCUAACCUGUCAUUUAAAGAUACUGUAGAUAUUUUUGAAUUUGUUCAUUCAGUCAAUACUCAAGAAACAGGGACACAAAGUAUUUCCGCUAGUAAAAUAUCACUUAAAGACAGUCAAACUUCUCCUAGAAAUGGAUCGACCAACAGGCAACCUAUACAUAAUGAUUUGAGGUUAUCAAUUGAUCCUAAAGGAGAGUUGGAUAAUUUAUUUCAAUUAGAAAAGGAGUUUAUAAAAAAGUUAAUUAUCGACGAAUAUGGUGAAUUCAUAGAAAAUAACAUAAUGAAACCUUCUUCUUCAAAAGAAAAACAAUACGAAGACAUAAAGAAUAAUGUGGCUGCAUCGCAAAAAAAUACCCAAACUUCACCAGCUCGAGUCAAAAGUGCAAUGACAUCGCCAACUAAAACGAAGACUAGAACUACAUCACCCUUCUCACUAUCACUCACCGUCGAUCGUCAAACGAGUCCAAUCCUGUUGGGCAAUACUGAGGAUUUGAAAAUUAUAAUUGACAAUGAGCCCGAUGAUCUGGGGAUUUCCAUUAAUCUAUCUUCGCCACGUUUUAGUUUACGUUUGCCACAGAAUUCUCGCGAUGUUCUUACAAAUUUAGAUAACUACUAUGAAACCUCGAGCACAAAAUCUAAAAUGGGAAAAAAAAGUAAAACGAAAGCUACGAAACCAUUUAUAAAGCCAGUCGACAGCUCCAGUUCGGUAGACGCCGAUCAAUCUUCAUCUGAAUUAAGUAGUUUAGGAGAGAUCAAAUUUAAACUGAAGAGAAAAAAUCGAACAACUAGAAUCCGGUCUAAUUCUGAAUGCAGCUCUUCAUCUAAUUUAUGCGAAAGUAAUUCUGAUAUGCUAUCUAAUGAAAUUUUACCGUUGAAAAGUGAAGGAGAAGUUAGUUUAGGCAAAGGAAGUAAGAAAGCAAACAGUAGUAGAGACAAACACAGUGAUGGGGAAAUGAAUUUUGGUUUGAUUUGA